AUGCUGGACGUCCACAACCCCCCGCCGUCCACCGACACCAAAACGCGCACCACCCACGCCCGCCUCCCGCCGUUCAUCGACCCCCACGCCCCCCCGCGCCGCAAAUACCCCUUCGCCGCCUUCGCCGCCACGCCCUCCCUCCACACCCUCGACCUCAUCCUGCCCGCUCCCACCUGGCGCCUCGUGCGCCCCGCCCUGGAGUCCCACGCCCGCGUGUACGCCCGCGCCACCCUCAGCCUAUCCGACAUCCUCGACCCCGCCUUCCUCGACGCGUACAUCCGGCCCGCGCACACGACGCUGCUCAGCACCAGCCGCGCGGGGGACACCGUGUUCGCCGUCGCCGCGGGCCAGCUGCGGCUCGAGCUGCCGGCGGCGCUGUACGAGCGCGCGGGCCUGCAGGGCGCGCCGGUCGCGGAUGGCGGCGCCAAGCAUGCGCGUGCCCGCUGGGAGGUACGGUGCGAUCUCACCGCGGCCAGCAUGCGGGCGGGGAAGAAGGGGUUUGAGCGACUGCGGUGGGCGGCGAGGGAGGUGCUGGGCGAGCGUAGGGUGUGGUUGUUUAGCCACGCGGACCGGGGGUGGGGGGAGCGGAUGACUGAAGGCGGAGAGGUGCUGGGUGUGCAUGCGCCUGCUGUUGUUGCGCUGGCGCCGCGGGUGGAGGCCUUGGACGGUGUUGAGGGGCCGGUGCUGCGCGGUGUGGAGGCGUGGGGGCGCGAGGAGAAGCUGGAGUUGCUGGAGUGGCUGGACAUGCUUAGCCUGGGGUCGGCGAGGGUGCGGGGUGGCGGCGCUGUCGACAGCCACCUGUGUCGCUACGAGGUUCCUGAUUUCGGCCACGGCGUUGAGACGAGCGAGUUGGUGCGUGUGCGGUGGAGCGGGUUCAUCACGCCAGUGGUUGUGGAGGAGGUGUUUCUGGAGGUGUGGAAGGCGGGGUUCGUGUCGAAGGGUGGCAAGGGAGGUGCAGAUGCAGAUGCAGACGUGACCAUGGAGAGCACGCAGGACAGUGCGGGCGCGGGUCCGUGGUUCGCAAUGAGCGCGCAGGCAUUCGGCGAGACGAAGGCGUGGUCACUUAUGCAGUUCGCGAACCGCGAGACGCUGGUGUGGGAGGUGGAGCGUUGA
This is a messenger RNA of Boeremia exigua, 1113 nucleotides long. Its product is annotated as ribonuclease P 40kDa subunit-domain-containing protein. NCBI's taxonomy places the organism in Eukaryota, Fungi, Ascomycota, Dothideomycetes, Pleosporales, Didymellaceae. The transcript has a single exon. Gene Ontology annotation, biological process: tRNA 3'-end processing; tRNA 5'-leader removal; endonucleolytic cleavage in ITS1 to separate SSU-rRNA from 5.8S rRNA and LSU-rRNA from tricistronic rRNA transcript (SSU-rRNA, 5.8S rRNA, LSU-rRNA). The record is from RefSeq and is a predicted model, not a curated record. Bases 1 to 1113 code for a protein of 370 amino acids. Gene Ontology annotation, cellular component: multimeric ribonuclease P complex; ribonuclease MRP complex. Gene Ontology annotation, molecular function: ribonuclease MRP activity; ribonuclease P activity.